GCAACUUGCACGCUGCAUUGUGGGACACAUCUAACAUGGCGGCGUGUAUCUUCAAUUUUGUGAAUUUCUGAAGAAUCGGUACUAAAACAUCUCAUUUCUAAGAACUGACUGAAAUUAGAAGAAUUUAUUCACAAUGGCCGCGGACAGUCGUCUAUCCAUUGCCUCUCAAUUCUUUCUGGAGGACGAAGCAGGUCCUGCUGAGGCUGUAUCGACCUCAGACAAGGUGGUUGACCUGCUGAACCAGGCCUCCCUCAUGCCCAAGGAUGUGCAGAAGAUCAACACCCUGAAGCAGGUGCAGGAGCUCAUCGUGCAGAAGGACCCUGCACUGCUGGAUAACUUCCUAGAUGAAAUGCUGGCUUUUCAGCAGGACAAGUCAGCUGAUGUCCGCAAGUUUGUCGUAGGGUUCAUAGAGGAAGCCUGCAAACAGGACCCAGAACUGCUGACCAAAGUGGUGGCCAAUCUGAACAUGCUGCUGGAAGACGAGAACGUCAAUGUUGUGAAGAAGGUCAUCCUGUCCACAACUCAGAUAUACAGAGUUGGGCUUUCAUGGCUGAGUAAAGUAAGAACCAUCUCCGAGGAGAUGGAGUCCACCUGGGACAUGAUCGUCACCAUGAAGAACCGUAUCCUGGUCAUGUUGGACUCGGAGAAUGACGGUGUCCGUACCCACGUUGUGAAGUUUCUAGAGAUGAUGAUUGUUGUCCUGAGUGCCAGAACACCUGACUCUGACAUUCCCAAGAAGACAGAAAAUGACAUCUCACUUGACCAGGUUCCCAAGGGCCAUCCAGUCAUCAGGUACAACGAGCUGCGAGACGAGGGUACAAAGAUCCUGGACAUGAUGCUGGGCUUCACUGCCUCUGCUCACAUCUCCAGUAUGAACUUGAUGGCCAGCAUGGGGUCCCUGACUGCCAUUGCAAAGCAGCGCCCCCUGUACAUGGCCAGAGUAGUGCAGGCUUUCGAGUCCCUCCAUGUGAACCUGCCUCCAACCCUUGCCAAAUCUCAAGUCAGCAGCGUCAGGAAAAAUCUAAAGCUGCAACUGUCGACCCUCCUGAAGCACCCAUCGUCUGCAGAGUUCCACUCCCAGAUCACCACCCUACUGCUGGACCUGGGGGCCACACAGCAGGAGCUCCAGAAAAUCAUCCCCAAGCCUUCCAGAGCUGAAAAAAGAGAACGGUCUGAGGGUGGAGAAACUUCACAGCCAUCUAAAAAGCCCAAAGUUCAGGAUGACAAGGAUGAGGAAGAAGAUAAAGUAGAAGAGAAGCCACCUCCUAAGCUGGCUCCUGUCACCACACAAACAGCCAAUGAUAUCACUGCCAAGUACCUCAUCCCUCUACUGGGAAACGACAAUGUUGCUAACAUAGUGCUGCUGUCUAUGGUGACUCUGCCGGACACCAUGCCGGCUGGGUUCCAGUCCACCUACACACCCAUCCAGUCUGCAGGUACCGAGGAGCAGGUGGGCCACCUGGCCAGACUUAUGGCUGCUCAGAUGACAGCUGCAGGGAUUGGGCCUGGUGUGGAGGAGAUGCAGAAACAGGCGGCUGCUAGCGACAAGGCAAAGAAAGAAGAUGAAGAGGAGGGUCAAGAACAUCGAGGGAAGCAGAGCAUCCAGACUGUUGUGGGAGGGACCACUGCUCUGGAGAAGAAGAAGCCUGCCCCGCUGCAACCUCAACUACAGCAACAAAAGAGCCGCCGCAUCAAGGGUUUCCGGUUAGCCGACACCCUGAAGCCAUUGGACGAUGAUGAAAACCAGGCCAUGGUGAAAGCUGCACUGAAGCGCAUAUUGGAUGCAGAGCGCACAGCUAUCGCAGGUGGAGUCUCCCAGGAGAGAAUGAAGAUUCUGUCCUCACUGGUGGUGAACUUUGGGGACAACCUUAUGGACAUUGUCCAAGACUUCAUCCUGGAGGAUGUUCGUGGGCGAGUGGAGCUGGGUUUCUCCUGCCUGUACAAGAUGCAUGCGGAGACGGUCGGUAAGGCGAAGGACCCGGCCUCCCUGCAGCGCUACGAGCUGUGCCUGGUCAGGAUGCUGUCUGGGAUCUGCAACCGGCCAGAUCAGAGGGAUGGGUUAUUUCACCAGGUAGUGGCAGGUGCACCCUACAUCACUGAUGGAGCUGUAGAUAUCAUCCGGAACUUCUGCCUGGAUGAGAACCAUGUGUACAUCGGCAUGUCCACCCUGCGUGACCUCAUCAUCAGCCGGCCCUCCCAGCAGCUGCUGUUCCUGCAGGUCCUGCUCGACCUCACACAGAGUGAGAAACUAGAGGUCCGCUCCAACAGUAUUCGCUUUGUGAAGCUGCUUCAUCCAAAGCCAAAGCUACAAGAGACUAUUGAGUCUUUUGCCCUGACCUGUCUGAAGUGUCUGGUGAACAAGGCCCCGCCCCCACGACUGGUGAUUGGCAAGCCAGCUGCAGAGGCUGAGUGGACGGAGGACCUGAUCAAACUGUGUCUCCAUCUGUACCUGGCUCUGCUGCCUCUCAACCAUAAACUCAUCCAUGAACUGGCUUCUGUGUAUGUAGCAGCCUCGGCCAACAUCAAACGGGUUGUGUUGAGAGUUUUGGAAAGCCCGGUGAAAGGCAUGGGUAUGUCAUCUCCAGAGCUGCUGCUGUUGGUGGAGAACUGUCCUCGUGGAGCAGAGACUCUGGUCACCAGGAUGUUACAUGUGCUCACUGAUAAGGCUCCCCCCUCUCCUGAGUUGGUGAGAAGGGUGCGUGACCUGUACCAUAAGAGAGUCCCUGAUGUCCGUUUCCUCAUUCCUGUACUCAACGGACUGGAAAAGAAAGAGGUUGUGGCUGCCCUACCCAAGCUGAUCAAGCUGAAUCCCAUUGUGGUGAAAGAAGUCUUUAACAGGCUGCUGGGAACACAACAUGCCGGAGACGGUAAUGCUGGCCAGAGUCCCCUGACCCCAGGGGAGUUACUGGUGGCACUGCACAACAUCGACACAGCCAAAUGUGACAUGAAAUCUAUCAUCAAGGCGACUGGGCUGUGUUUUGCUGAGAAGCAGGUGUACACGUCGGAGGUCCUGGCGGUUGUGAUGCAGCAGCUGAUGGAACAGAACCCGCUGCCCACCCUGCUGAUGAGGACAGUCAUCCAGUCCCUCAGCAUGUACCCCCGGCUGCUGGGCUUCGUCAUGAACAUUCUGCAGAGGCUCAUCAUCAAGCAGGUGUGGAAGCAGCCCAAGGUUUGGGAAGGUUUCAUCAAGUGCUGCCAGCGCACGAAGCCCCAGUCCUUCCAGGUGCUACUACAGCUGCCCCCUCCGCAGCUGAAGAACGUGUUCGAGAAGUGUCCCGACAUGCGGGCUCCGCUCCUGGAGCAGAUCAACAACUUCACGCCCCACCAGCGGGCGCACAUCCCCCGCGCCAUCAUGAUGGUGGUGGAGGCCGAGCCGUCCGCGGAGGAGGUGAAGGUGGCCCAGGCUAAAGCACAGGCUCAGGCUGACAAGGCUGCGCAGGAGAAGGUCAACCAGGAGAAGGCAGCUGCAGAACAGAAACAGAAGGAAGCAGCCCAGAAAGCUGCAGCAGAAAAGCAGGCUGCCCAGAAACCCCAGGAGAUCCCCAAGCCACCACCGAAGCCAGCCGCGACACCGGCGGCGGUUCAAAAGCCACCGGAGGUCAAGUCCACCCCUCCUCCUGCAGCAAAGUCCACCCCGCCGGCCUUCCAGGGCAUGGCUAUCUCUACAGUCAUUGGGGGAGUACGGACGCCCCCGACCAGUAUGUCUGGCAGACCUGGAACCCCCUCAGGUACCCCCGUCAGGACGGGAACCCCCACAGGGACCCCCGUCAGACCGCCUGCAUCCACACCUUCCUCAGCUCCCAGGCAAUCUGGCAUGAGCAGACCAGCAGCGGCAGGCGGGAGGUCCCAGGCCGUGUCCAAGCCUCCCGGCGCCCCGCUGGUCAAACCGGCAGCAGCAGCAGCUCCUCAGCAGAAACCCAAACCCGCAGCACCUGCAGCACCUGCAGCGCAGCAAAAACCUGCAGGUGUUGCAAAGCCAGUCUCUUCACCUGCCACAGCUGCAGCAAAGCCAGCUGUGCAGCCAGCUGCUAAACCUGCCACAAUGGCUUCCACAGCUGAUGCAGCAAAGCCUGAAGUCAAACAGCCUGUCCAGGUGAAACAGGAACCAGCUCAGGUCAAGCAGGAGCCUGUUCAAACUCCAGCUUCUCCCAAGCCCACUGAUGCAGAGCAGAUGGAGGUAGACCAGCCAGUGAAGGAGGAGAAGAUGGAGACUGAUCAGGAUGAACAGAAAGCAGAGGAAGCCUCAGGAUCAAGGAGGAGAAGUGCCAGAAUUAAGGCACAGCAUUGAUAAGAAUCCCAAGAUAUUCCUAUUACUGCACAAUGUUUGGCAGAAUUCCAAGCCAGGCACUGCACAGAAAUAUAUAGACAAUAUGUAAAAUAGGUCAGUUAACAUAAUUUUACGCUGAAACUUAAAAUCAGACUGAGAUUUUUUUGUCAGAACUCUACUUGUUCUUUGGAGCACUAUGCCAUUUGUCUAGCAUUUAAGUAUAUACAAAAAUGGCUUUAAGUAUAUACAAAAAUUGUCCUAACGUUUGUCAUUUUAAGUGGUUAUAUGACAUGUAUAUCAUUAAAAUGUAACUGAGCAUUGACGUGUGAAAGCUUUUUUCCUUUGGUUAUGGGCAAGUCUUUAUGUCUGAUCCCACCAUCCUACUGCAGUAUAGAACGUGUAGCAGUAGUAUGUAUAAAUCAUAGGUAUGACAAAAACUGAUGGAAACCCAGGAGCCCCAUUUGUGCUAUGACAUUACUGUGUAAAAAAGCAGACCCUGUCUGACCAGAAAACAUAUCUUGAGACAAGUUCAACACAAAACACUACAUGUUAAAAGAAGAAGAAAACCUAUAUUGUGGGUUGUGCAAGAGUAAGUGAAUGUACUUUAAAAAGGCAUGUUGUGACUCUGGAAUUCUCUUGGGCAGCAAAACUUUUCAAACUACUGGUAAGGAUGAAUGGUGCAGCAUGUAUGUACUCCAAAACAGAAAGGGCACAUUAUAUAUGCUGCAAAAACCUUUAUCUUGUUAUGUCAAUAAAGGUUAGACAUCCAGGUAAUAAGAUAUGCCAAACAGCAGUUGCUCAAGCAACUUGAUAUGAUUUUGGAAACUUUAUCUUGUUAAAUGCCUGAUAAUGUCCUCACUGAACAGAUCUUAUUGAUGAAGUCAGGCAGUCAAAUUUCUGAUUUAUGCUUUGACAUUGCAAUCUAUAACUUGAUAUUGAAGACAUUGACAAGAAGCAUCCAUAUGGAAGCCUGUGUUUUUUUAAUUAUUUUGAACCAAAUGUUUCUACAACAUUAAACAUAAAAAUAUGAUUCACACUGGCAAGAUAUUUCAGGUGGACAUUGAAUGGUUUGUGCUGCAAAAAUUGAUACUAUCUGUAAGACUAUUUUUGACAGAAUGACCCUAUGAAAGAACAUGACAUUCUACCAGUUUAGUUUUUGCAUACCUUUACUUGGCAGUGGUAACAAAGUACGAGUAAUAUUACAUCAAAAAUGACAACUUCAACAAAGACCAUCAACCGACAAAUGAACAAAUAGUGAAUGAAAGGAUUCAGUAAGUAUGGAGCACAUGCACUCUCAACAAAAAUACCAAAAGGUAACAAAGUCAAAGUGUAUAUUUAUGUGUUUUCUGUCAACACUCUCUUUUCCAACCUAAACGGAAGCUUUAGAGAUAAGUGUACAUGUGUAUCUAUUUUCAGUAAAAGUUGUUUCAGAAUAAUGUAGCAAAUGGUAUUGUACUAUGAAACAUGACCAGACCCAGUAUAUUCCAAAUGCAGAAAUGACACAAGUUAGAGUACUUCAUACUAGUAUAAUGGUAUCCUUACUAUUAAGUUACUAAACGUUUCAGGUCUUGAACAUCCUGUCAUCUCGUGACAGCACAUGAAGUUUGGGGCAAGAAACCAGUACCAAAUUGAAGCAGAAUAACAAAGAUCUUUGCAAUGUUGGGGAC
Branchiostoma floridae (Florida lancelet) is the source of this 5934-nucleotide messenger RNA. Its product is annotated as symplekin-like. Bases 134 to 4288 code for a protein of 1384 amino acids. Gene Ontology annotation, cellular component: mRNA cleavage and polyadenylation specificity factor complex. The record is from RefSeq and is a predicted model, not a curated record. Lineage: Eukaryota; Metazoa; Chordata; Leptocardii; Amphioxiformes; Branchiostomatidae. The transcript has 35 exons.